CAAUCACUUGGCUUUCACGUUUACAGUCUUACAAGAAGGACAAGUCUCAAAGCAGGAUAGGUUAAUAUAUUCAUAUCAACCGCCAUCGGCACCCUGGACAGACAAAGAGCUACAUCGCUCCUGACUUCGUGUCACAAUCACUUGAAUCUUCCAGGCCAUUUGGCAAAAACCUCACACAUACACACACACACACACACACAAUCAACUAUAUUCCAGUUUACAGCAACACGUAUUCAGAUCUUUAUUCUAUUCUCUAUCGCGCUAUGAUGUAUAGCCAUGAGUUGGAAGAUUCUUUCCCCUGCUCAACGCGGGAUUACGUUCCCUAAGGUCUAUCCCGGACCAGUAUCCAAGUCUGUUGCAAUGGCUACAUCAAUUACUAUCGCGUUGCUUCUCGGCGCUAGUACACUCUAUAUCUCACGGCACUACCUCUUUUCGGAUCGAGAGUCUGACGACAAGACAACAACAUCUGACGAAGACGACCAUUCUUUACUCAAGAACCAUGCUUCGUCUCUCCAAUAUGAGACCGAACAUGCUACAUAUCCUUCUAUUAGGACCUUCUAUCACCCACAUGCUCAUGCUGAAAAGCUUCAAGCUAUAGCAGACUUACCUCUGCUGGUAUUUCUUCAUGGCCUGGGCGGUUCGUUGCAUCAAUUUACACCUCUUCUCGGCUCAUUGGUCAACGUCGGCCCAUGCUUCGGCAUAGAAUUGCCUGGUCAUGGCAUGUCAUCAUUCGCUCCCAAGGACUACAAUGCGUAUUCAUUUAAGGCUUUUGUGGCCUUGUGGCGAAAGGCAAUCACGGAGAUAUGCCAUGAACGGGGCCACAAAAAGGUUGUAUUAGUGGCACACAGCUUGGGCUGUUCUAUCGCCGCGACUCUUGCAACAGAUCCGGGGUUAUCGAUUUCUGUUGAAGGAAUUGUCGGGCUCUGUCCUAAAGCGUGCCCGCCCACUCCACCUCAGGUCAAGUCCGCCCGGAAGCUACUUGCUCUGCCGGAUUUUGCUCUGGACGCAUUACGAUUCUUCGACCGGAGGGGCGGCGUCAAUUCAAAGAGUGUUGAAAGGAUGGCAGGUAAAGGCGCUAAGAUCGACCUUCGUCGCCUACAGUUGUCCUUCAACAAGAGCUUCAAGACUCCUGUUUGGAAACGAUCAACACUGGGUUGCCUGCCACAAUAUAACGAGUCUGGAGUUCCGCAUGGUGGUAUUCCUGGCAGAGAAGUAUGGUCGCGGAUCAAAGUCCCCUUGUUUUUGAUCGCAGGCGAAUCCGACACAGUGACAAAACCAGAAGAGUUGCAAACAAUAAUCUCGUACCUGCGCCGGCCAUCUCAAACCAAUAUGAAUGCAGCCACAACCGGCGACACCAUUCCACUCGCCACUGAUUCAAACACAAAUCCAACCACCUCAGGUGUUGAUGAGUCUGGAGCCAACAACAGACCCCCCACAUCUGAAAAUGACCAGACGGUAUCUGACCACCAGUACGGUACUCUCCCUUCAACAAGUGAAAUGUCCAGCCACAAUGCAACGAUCGUCAAAACCGCCGUCCUACCCUCACCAGCCGCUCAUGCUCUGAUGUAUGACCACAGUACGUACCGCACCGUAGCCGGGCUGAUAGAGGACUUUCUUUCUCGUUACGUGUCUCCACAACUCAGCCUAGGCUGGCAACUCCAACAGCUCACCACAUCCGGCAAAUGGGAUGUCAAGAACUUACGGAAAUGGCAGAACGUGAUGCCCGUUUCAGGGCCUAUUGGCCCAAAGGGUCUCUUUCGCGCGCUCAAGACACUGCGCGAGCAAGACCCCAUACACACACCGAGCGUAUUUCUAAGCAAUUGGCGCGACCGCAUAUUUGCCGUCAUCGACAUCUCCCACGACAGUCCUGUCUACGACACGCAGGCCCUCGAGCGCGGCGGCAUAGAGUACCACAAGUUCCCGACCGUGAGUAAAGUGCCCCCCACACCCGUCGAGGUUAAAGAUUUCAUUGCCCUCGUUGACCGGCUACGAGCCGAGCCCGGCCACGAUGACAAAGCGAUCGGCGUACAUUGUCAUUACGGGUACAACCGGACGGGGUUCUUCAUUGCGUGCUACCUCAUCGAACGGGAGGGGUAUAGGCCACAGGAUGCGUUAGACGAGUUUGCAAGGGCGAAACCGCCCGGAAUCAAGCAUGAUCACUUCAUCGACACUUUGUUCAUGCGAUAUCAUGUCGGAUUGAGACGGGCAAGUACGAUCAAGUAGAAGACGCUAGAUAUAGAGAUCCACGAUCAAUUUCAACAAUGCAUGGCCGGUCAAUGGCACGAGAAUAGUACGAGUAAGAGCACUAGCGUUCAUGAGCAGACACGAUUCAAUAAUACAA
Messenger RNA from Exophiala oligosperma, 2341 nucleotides. RefSeq lists its product as uncharacterized. The transcript has a single exon. Lineage: Eukaryota; Fungi; Ascomycota; Eurotiomycetes; Chaetothyriales; Herpotrichiellaceae. Bases 277 to 2223 code for a protein of 648 amino acids. The record is from RefSeq and is a predicted model, not a curated record. Gene Ontology annotation, molecular function: protein tyrosine/serine/threonine phosphatase activity; mRNA guanylyltransferase activity. Gene Ontology annotation, biological process: 7-methylguanosine mRNA capping; dephosphorylation.